GGGUUAAAGCGGGCUCGCAGUUGACGCGCAGCUGCCGGAAUCCAUUGGGCUGGUUGGCUCGGCUCCAGUCUGGGCUGGGGCGCGGACAGGGAAGGGUUAAAGGGGCGAGGAGGCGUCUCCAGCCUGCCCCAGGGGGUUGGCGGUUGCAGCUGACUCCUCCUGGCCCGAAGAACUGAAAGCAGCCGAGCAAGCCAGUAGCCACAUCGACUGAAUCUCGCCAAGGGAAGGAGCCUGUUACGCGUCGCUCGGUCCCAGCUGCAGAUCCUGGAAGUGAAGGAAGAUGGGGUCCGACUGUUUGAAAGUCACCAAGUAUUUCCUCUUCCUUUUCAAUCUCCUCUUUUUUAUCCUGGGUGCUGUGAUCCUGGGCUUUGGAGUGUGGAUCUUAGUCGACAGAAGCAGUUUCAUUUCAGUUCUGCAGACGUCAUCUGAAUCACUAAAGGUCGGUGCAUACAUCCUCAUUGGAGUUGGGGCCGUCACCAUGCUGAUGGGGUUCCUGGGCUGUGUUGGAGCGGUCAAUGAGGUCCGAUGCCUCUUGGGUCUGUACAUCACCUGUCUGCUGCUGAUCCUCCUAGCUCAGGUUGCUGCUGGCCUGCUCAUCUAUUUCCAGCGAGAUGCACUGAAAGCAGAAGUGUCCAUCGUGGUCCGUGACCUCAUUCGGGAUUAUGACCCUGUUAAUCAAGGCAAAAAGAGCAUCCAGGAUGCAUGGGACUAUGUGCAGGAACAGCUCACUUGCUGUGGCUGGACUGGGCCACAGAACUGGACGGAAAAUGAGAUCCUCCUGAACAAAAGCCUGACUUCCUACCCCUGCUCCUGCUCCAAUGGCUCAGUUGAUCUCCAGCCUAAGAGUGGCUUCUGUGACAUCGCUACUAAUAAGACUCUGUCAGUUGCCGACUGGCCUGUUUAUACAAAGGGCUGCAUGAGUAAUGUGCAGAACUGGUUACAGGACAACCUUGGCAUCAUCCUUGGAGUGUGCACAGGUGUUGCUGUCAUUGAGCUGUUGGGGAUGGUGCUGGCCAUUUCGCUCUGCAAGAACAUACACAGAGAAGAAUACAGCAAAGUACCCAAGUAAUGAGUCUUCUGAUCCUGGAGCUGCCCCACCACAGAGGCGCAAACAGAACAUUCCUCUUGCCCUCAUCCCCCUCUGACUGUCCCAUCACACUGACCAUUACUCCAGUGAGAUCCCAUUUCUCUCAACACCGAGGAACUGUAAUGGCAUAAUACAACAUGAAUCUUCUGGUGAUCAGGGCCCUGGGCAGCCCCUCUCCUGUCUCUGGAUAGUUCCUACUCUGUGAAGCGGGCCACUUAUCUAUCUUGCAUCAUAUGAUCUGAUCAACCUGGGAGGGCACGAAGUUUUCACUGCUAACUUGGUGUUUAACAGGCUCCUUCCCUUCCAGUCCGUCAGGCCUACAAUAGAAUAAUCCUCCUCCCCACGCCACCUCUCUUCACCACGUGAGCUGGGAAUCCAAUGAACCAGCAUGAAGACUGAGGGCUUGGCCUACUGGUGAUGGGUCACCCUUUGGAGUACAUUGUGGGUGAAAGAAUGCUUCCCUUCCAAUUAGCCUCACGUUGUCUUCUCCCUGCCCUUACCCCCAUCCAACUCGGACUGAAUCCAGAACAUUCUGUGCUCAGACAGAUGUCCCUGGAUCCCCAAAAUCAUUCCUUCCAUUUCUGGAGUAAACCGAACACUGCCUUCCAUGUAGCUCCCUUCCCCUUCUCAUUAGAUUAGAAGCCUCCUGGAAGGAGCCAAGCCCACU
Messenger RNA from Gopherus flavomarginatus (Mexican gopher tortoise), 1754 nucleotides. RefSeq names its product CD82 molecule (gene CD82). Gene Ontology annotation, cellular component: membrane. The record is from RefSeq and is a predicted model, not a curated record. NCBI's taxonomy places the organism in Eukaryota, Metazoa, Chordata, Testudines, Testudinidae. The transcript has 9 exons. Bases 281 to 1069 code for a protein of 262 amino acids.